AGGCUGGCCGAGAUGCGGGAUAGGUUGGCUGAGGCAGCUGGUCCGCCCCAGAGUCACGCCGCCUCCCGCCCGGACCGACUCUGCAUCGUCAACAACAGCAGCAGCAGCAGCAGCGCGCACACACUCAGUCACGACGCGUCACCCUCCCCGCUCUCAUAUCGCCUCGCCGCAGUGACCUGCUCGCCUCACAUCCCCCUUCGUCUUCCCACACGCCCUAAGAUACCGUCGGAGGAGGGCGAGCGAGACGCAUUGCCAGUGUAACCUUAUAACUUAACUUCUGUGUCGUGCCGCCGAAGAGAGGGAGAGAAAGAGACAGGGAUGCUGCAGGCAGUUAGUUGCCUCGUCAUUGUGGUAAUCAACACCGCUCGUCCCUGGCUAACAAGACGCGGGUUGUUGGAGGUGUAAGUGGGUGUUGUGGCCCGGAGUGAGGGCGUCUGCCUCCCUAAACCACGUGCUACUCACCCCGCCAUCGCUGGGUUGUCGAUGCUCCCUCUGUCCGCCGUCGCUGCCAGCCCCGCCCGCCCGUCUAACCUUUUGCAGGCUCUGCAGCCGCGGACGGGCCAGGAAAGUCUUAUCUGCCAAGUGUCCUCUUCGGCAACUCCUCCGGGAAAGCCGCAGAGGCGUGGUUAUUAAGAUUCUGUCUCGCAGGUGCCGUGUGAAGCGUUUUGCUAUCCGCUCAUCCAUCAUUCCGCCUCCCGCGGGGACUUGAACCUCCCCGAGAAGAGAGAAGCCGACAGAUUCGCCCCCCUAACCUGACCAACAGUGAACCAUUGACUAAUACGAGACUGCACUAAGCACUGAAUAUCAGUAGUGAACCAUUAGAUAAGACGAGCCAUAUAGAAAAAAAAAUACAAUAUAAACAAGUUCUAUUUGCAAAAGGAUAUGGUUGGGUAGAUAUUUGAUGAUUUUCUGAUACUUGAGGUAAGAAUCUUCUAAGGUCAAGUGAACAGUACGAUCACAAACGAAGGAACUCUGUUAUACUUCGUGCAUAAGAGAAUACUGGCCUUGAAUUCUGAGGCUGUGAUGUGAAGAGCGUAAAAGCCUUGGAAUACUAAAUCUCUUAAAUUAAUCAACAGUCUUAGGUAAAAAGGCAUCUUAUAUAACUACUAGUGAUUAGACUGUAUCUAUGCAAAUGGGAUACACCAAAACGUAUCAAAGGUGAUGCGAAGAGAAUGCAAUACUUCCUUGGAAUGUUAAAGUCUUAAACUGUCACACUCCCUUCACCACCACGCUCAAGUGCUCCACAUACAUAUAAGAUAAAGUCAAUCACACUUGGAGGCUUUAAGAAUGGCUAAAUCUGACGGUGGCGGGGCGUGAAGGUGAGGGUGUGAGUGAGCCAAGACGGGCCGCCGCUAAGCAGAUCUGGGGCGGAGGGUUGUGGAACACGCCCCGACGGGAAUAAGGAGGGAGUUUGUCAAUAGAAAUAAGCCUCUUUGGGGGAGUAUAGGAUCCGGGGAGUGACUGGGGUGCAAGGACAUGGAGGGCCUUUGAUCGACCACCACGACGAAACAGGAGACCACGAAAACGACCUUCGCUGCUACGGUGCAUUGGAGAGAAAUCGAUUCUUGAGGAACUACAGCAAAUACCGAGGAACAAACAAUAUAACUACUCAUCAACGACGAUAUGAAAUCAAUACAUUUUAUGGAAACUCAAUUCUGACGUAAUAUCAUAAAAAAGUGUCAUAUAAGAGGAAAACUUUCUAUAAAUAUCUAGUGGACGUAGUUACAGGAAGUGCCAUUCUUUAGAGUUAACAAUCGAUCGAUACAACUGUGGAGCAACUAGUAAACGGCGCCUUUGUACCUGCUACGGUGCACUGGCGAGUAAUCAUUUUUUUAGGAAACUACACCAUAACAAUACCAAAUAAGGACGACAUAACUAAUCUAAUCUAAUCAUAACUAAGCAUAGAGACGACAUAAAUUCAUAACCACUUGACUUUUAGUUGGAAACUCAACUUCGUGGCAUAAAACCAGCAAAAACAUCUUCCAAAAAGCAGAAAACAUUCACCAAACAUUCAGCGAACAUUGCUGUGCUACAAGAUCCUCACACAUUUUUUUUUUUUUUAAGUUUACAAGCGACAAACACAACUGAGGAGCAACUAUUAACCGGCUGCUUUGUAAUAAACGGCUCUAAGUGCGAGAUGUGUGAUUCCCAGUGGAGAAGGGGGAAGGAAAAGUAACACGUGUCGACAACUCUUGCUAAGGAGCGAAGGAGUGAGAACAAUGACGGAUCCAGAGCAAGAUAAGACCUGCAUGGCGUUCUUCAUGCUACUCACGCUCAUCCUAACCCUCGGAGGCUCCAAUACGGCACAUGGAAAGGUGCAACACCCGCCUGGCAUCCCAAAACCUUCCUUCGCUGAGCCGAUUAACAACAUCACCAUCAGCAAGGGCCGAGACAUCACCUUUACCUGCGUCGUGAAGCACCUGGGACAAUACAAGGUGGGGUGGGUGAAGGCAGACACCAAGGCUAUCCAGGCCAUCCACCACCAGGUCGUCACCCACAACCCUCGCGUCUCAGUAACCUACAGGGACCGGACCACCUGGAACCUCCACAUCCGAAACGUACAGGAGGACGACCGCGGGGUGUACAUGUGUCAAGUGAACACUGACCCCAUGAUAGCAGAGAUGGCUCACCUAGAGGUCGUGGUGCCUCCUGAGAUCGUGGACAACGCCACCUCAGGGGAAACCACAGUGGAAGAAGGAAACUCUGUCACUCUUACCUGCAAGGCCAGAGGGUUCCCGGUUCCCGUCGUGUCCUGGAAGAGAGAGGAAAAUGCUAAGAUUGUUCUCCGAGACCAAGGCAACAAAAAAGUGAUCAGCACGGAGGGCGAGCAGCUGCACCUCACACGAGUCAAGAGGUCAGACAUGGGUGCCUACCUCUGCAUCGCGAAGAACGGCAUCCCUCCCUCCGUCAGCAAAAGGAUAAUGCUCAGAGUCACCUUCUCCCCGCUGCUGGAGGUUCCCGUGCAUAUGAUCGGAUCUCCUAUCGGGAAAGAAGUGACCAUCAGGUGCCGCGUCGAGUCUUCCCCUAGGGCCGUGACUACCUGGAGGAAGGAGCCAGACGAGCAAAUGAUCAUUGGCAGCAGGAAGUACAGCGUGUCGGAGGAGCCGGAGGGUUUCUACGUCACCCACAUGAGUCUCACCAUCAAGAACUUCACGAGGGCUGACGCAACCACCUACCGCUGCGUGGCUAGCAACUCCCUCGGGGCCAGCGCUUCCUCAGUCCAGGUGUACGAGAUCUUGCCCCAGGAGCCAAUCGUGCCCAAAGAGGAGGAGGAACGGAAGAUGGAGAACAGCAUCCCAAACCCGGACUCGGAGGCGGAGAAGGACGACGACUCUCACUCUUUGGACUUCGAUCACUCCCUCAAAACGACCUACUUUCCCUCAGGCGGCGACUCGGGGUACGAAGCGGAGCAGGAAGCACCCAUGGUGGAGGAGGAAAUCCCGAAGAAAAACUCACGCAACACGAUCUACAGCCUCUUCAACGGAUGCCCCGCCUUAGAAGGGAUGAUGGGAGGCGUAUGGUCAUCGUGGGCGUGGGCGUGUGGGUGUGUAGCCUGGGUGUUGGUGUGGCCCCGUCUCGCCCUCGCUCACUACAACCCUAUACUCUAGAGGCUCAUGAUGUGUGUUGUUGUUGUAUCUAUCCAUAGGUCUGUGUUGUUGUUACGAUUAACGUUACUCGGAACUCCUCAAUCACCCCUUCAACCCUCAGCUCCCUAAGAUCAACCUCACAGUCGACUUCUCCCUGAACAAUGACAAUGAGACCCGCAUACCAGGAUGGGAAGAGGAAUCUGCCGUUUUUCCUAACCUGCAAUUCCUUUAAAGAGGACUUUGUAUCCCCUGAACUCCGGCUGAAUUCAGAAACAGCAUUCCCUAACUCAAGUUAAGGAUUUUACAGUCCCAAAAACCAGAAACUCUGAAGUAGAGGAAUCUGCAAUGAAGUGGUAGUGUUAGCGCUCCCUUUGCUUCUUCAAACCCGGUCAGGGAGAUACAUGCUAUACCGAAACCCCAGAAAAGAUCAUGUGCAAUAUUUUCUUGUAAGCUUCGGACCGGUACAAGGGAAACGCUCUCUCGAAACCCCCAAAAGAGGAGUCGGCAUACUUUCCUCGUGGGCCCCGGACUGCAGAAUCCCUACGGCUCCCUCAGUACACCGGCACACAACCCUGCAUCAGGAAGGUGUUAGCGGCCACAGCCCCCAAUCAAUACCCCGCUCAGGUGACCUUGUAUCACUUCCACGUGUAGCAGCGACUAUACCCUUGAUUAUCGCACCACGUGGAGGACUGACUCCGCUGUGACUUGAGACGACGUGAACCUUGCGACGAACGACAAUAUAUAGAGUUUUGGAAGGAUUGUAUAUGAAGCAAAGAAACCUUAUAUAUAUACACUAGACUUCCCAUUAACGAUCUGUAGUCUCUGGGAAGUUAUAUAUCUAGUGAACAACGAAUAGAGGACAUGAACCAUUUUAUUCUCCCUAUCCCAAUGUCUAUACAGAUAUAUAACUGUUAUAUCCCCAUCCCUCUAUCCUACCCCCCUCUGUCUUCCUCCCUCUCCUCCCCCCCUCACCCUCCCUAGUUCCCCCUCGUGCCCGAAUAAGCGUAACGUGUAGGGUAGACUGGAGUAAAUAUAUAUAUAAAAAGGACUAUUGGUGUACAUAUAGAAACCGUAAGGAUGUUUUUACCCGUAUAUAGAAGAUACAACUAGUGCUUCCAUUGUUCAUAUCAAGAAAACAGGGUCUCUCUUUCACACUGUAAUGGCUGGUCUACACACACACACACACACACACACACACACACACACACACACACACACACACACACACACACACACACACAGCUACACACACACACACACACACACACACACACACACACACACACACACACACACACACACACACACACACACACACACAAAGACAGACACACACACACACACACACACACACACACACACACACACACACACACACACACACACACACACACACACACACACACACACACACACACACACACACACACACACAUACACACACACAUACCAACGAGAGCUUUUCUAGACAAACUGCAUCAAUGCUUUUGGCCAGGAAAAAAAAUCUGUAAUGGGCUACUCAUUAACAGGUGUGAGUUACCUGGCGAAACCUACGUACUUGUUGUUGUUGUUGUUCUUGUCGUUUUGUUUAGCGUGAAAGGCGAUUACAGAUUCGGGAUCAAGAGACCGAACCUACUCAAGUGACGUUUUCCUUGACAAUAAAGAGAAAAUGUAUAUAUAUAUUUUUUUUUCAUUUAUUAUUCGACGGGCAGGAGUGUAGUGAGAAGUGUCAUUAUCAUAGUGUGUGUGUUCACGAUGUAUGAUUUGGUAAAGGACUCGAAAUACUAAAUACCAGGAAAUGUAUCUCGUAUAAAAUUUUAUCAUCACGUAGUGGAUGUGUUUCAAAACCAAAAAAAAACAGUAGAUUUACGAGGUAUUAGGUUAAGAAUCUUUAUAUCACUGAAAUUUCAAUAUAAGAAAUGAGACAAAAACGGAAUAUAAAAAUAGCUGUUGGUGAAAUUAAACUCCAAAUGAAAAACGUGAAAUAUCCAACAAAAAUCACUACGGAGGAAAGUUGACUAGAUGGAAAAUAAGAAAACUUGAUCCUAGACACAUACUAGUGCCGAAAGAACGUGCCAUGCAGUGAUGUAAGAUAACGUACCGAUCGAGUUCACGAGAGUAUGAGUGCGUGUGUCUGUUCAACUGCAUGUAUACGUAUAUUUAUGCAUACCGAAAACUAGUGACGCGAUUCUUGUAUACAAGCAGUGACAUCUCAAGUAAGGAUUCACUGAUACAAGCCAUGAAUGUUGGUGCAUACAAGAGGUUUAUCUGAGUCUAUACUAUACACAAUACAAUACUACAGUGUGUUUGUGUAUAUACAUAGGGUCUUGUAUUACGCGAUGCAUAUCCCAAAUAAAUUUAUAUGAAUAUGUAUGCGUAUGAUAUGACUAUUUACACCAAUCCAUUCACACACACACACACACACACACACACACACACACACACACACACACACGGAAUGAGAGAAGGGAGGAGAAGGAUAAAGAGCCGAGCAGCCCUUGACACACACACACACACACACACACACACAUACACACACACACACAACAAUAACAAGAGUGUGUUUCGCCACCACAGUCACGCUUCAAUAAAUUACUGUA
Molecule: messenger RNA, 6187 nt
Organism: Eriocheir sinensis (Chinese mitten crab)
Lineage: Eukaryota; Metazoa; Arthropoda; Malacostraca; Decapoda; Varunidae
Product: lachesin-like
Exons: 9
Coding region: 2220-3608 (462 amino acids)
Cellular component (GO): neuron projection
Source: RefSeq, a predicted model, not a curated record